UUGUUUAUCGAGUAAAAUAUUCCUAAUUAUCUUCGGACCACUCAUAUCACCACCCAAAGGUUAUAUAAGAACUGGGACAAGUUGAGACCAAAACCCUGAUACUAGAAACCAUAAAAUGAAGCGGUGCGAGUUGUGUCACCACAUUGCCCGGAUGUGCUGCCAAUCUGAUAACGCGAUUCUAUGUUACGACUGCGAUCAAAACGUGCAUUCUGCCAACUUCCUAGUGGCCAAACACUCGCGGACCCUCCUGUGCCAUAAAUGUCAAUCGCCGACUCCUUGGACCGCUUCGGGCCUUCAUCUUGGCCGGGCUGCCACUGUUUGUGUUGACUGUCUUGAUGAAGACUUGUCUCGAAGGCGAGUGCAGCUAGGAAGGGAGACUAGUCACCAGGAAAACCACAACGACAGAGAUAGGGACGAUGAGAGUAUAGAAUCGUUUGAUGAGAGUGUGAAUGACGAUGAAGAUGCCGAGAAUCAGGUGGUUCCGUGGGCAUCUGUCGCCUCGCCUCCUGUUGCUGCUUCUUCGACUAGUGAGGAAUUUUCUUCAAGUGGAAUGUCUUUACAUGUUUCUCCGACUCCUUCGGUAACAAAAAGAAAGUUUCAAUGUAAGAGUAAUGCAGAAUGAAUUCGAUUGCUAAUCAAUUUAACCAAACUAUCAGUUAAUCAAUUUCUUUAGUAAUUUCAGUUUGGUUUUGUAUGUUUUACGUUAUAGUUCACUUAAUUUUUUUUUCUACUA
Helianthus annuus (common sunflower) is the source of this 733-nucleotide messenger RNA. Its product is annotated as B-box domain protein 31. The transcript has a single exon. Lineage: Eukaryota; Viridiplantae; Streptophyta; Magnoliopsida; Asterales; Asteraceae. Gene Ontology annotation, molecular function: zinc ion binding. The record is from RefSeq and is a predicted model, not a curated record. Bases 116 to 622 code for a protein of 168 amino acids.